UAAGAAUAUGUUUAUUAGAAACACAUGAAAAUUGAGCUAACUGGGGGAAUGGGGUAGAAAUUGUUAAAACACAAAAAGAUUUUACACAAUACAGCUGAUGGUCAUAUCUUGUCACUAUCAAUUAUAUAUAAUGUAAGUUUUGUGGGUGCUAUUUUUUUUGGAAUUACAUUUUUAUAAACUUUCUACUGAAGUGUUAACAUACAUAUAGAAAAGUGGGAUUUGCAUUUCUGAGUCACUAGAGUCACAUAGCUGUGACUGCCUUCAUUUCUGUUGUGACCCAAAAUACUUCCUAAAAAUUGUGAACUUAAGUGAUAGAACACUCUCAAGUUUACUUACACCGUCCAGCAUCAGACUUAGUUCUGAGUAAUGCUUAGAACAUUGCACAACAUUUUAUACUAGCCAAUGCUUUAUAAUUCUUGAACACAACAAGUUGACAAGUUGGAUUAAAAUUGAAGUUCAACCAAGACCUUUCAGGUUAUAUUUUUCUAUUCAUUUCAAUACAGGUUUGAAACUUACAAUAUUCUUAACAACUGUGUUAACUACAAAGAAUAAAAAGAUUUUGCAACCAAGAGUUGGAAUGCAAACAAUUUUUGAGAUAGGGAUCAAAUUGUGUUUAUAGACAUCACUGGCAGCUUUACCAUCAGUCAUUUCCUGUGGGAAUAUUUCACUGGAACAUAAUUUUAUGCCUUGAUUAUUCAUUAAAUAGCUUUGGUUCUAUGAAAUAAAAAUAGGGUAGAACUAUAAAUAGUAACAUAUGUGAAUUAAAGUAUAACAUUUCAUUGUAUUUUCCUAGAUGAGAAUUAAGAUUAUUUAAUAAAUUAUUUUCUUACACAUCACUGAAAGAUUUUGAAACAACACCAAUAGAGUAUGGUCUAGUGGAGCGUUAGGCAAUAGACUGGAAAUUAAAGUCAGUUGUUUCCUUCAAAUUAAAGUUGACAUUAGUUUUAAAAUAUUAAUUCUUCAUAUGCCAUGUAUGUUAUACUCUAUGAGGAAUACAAAAGUCAAUUAUAAGUAGUUUCUGCCCUCAAGGAAUUUAUGAAUUUUCUUGUACAGGAGACAGUGUACACUUUGUAUAAAACAAAAAAUAACAUACUAUGAGUGAGUAUGAACAAAGCACUAUGGGAGAGUUUGGAGGAAGAGAGAUUACAUCCAUGUGGAAGAUCAGAGAUGACUUCAUGAAGAAGACAGCCAAGUGGAGUCUUAAAGAUGGUUAAAAUUUCUGCAAAUAGAGAUGCAAGUAAAAUUAUUCCAGGAUGCAGAGACUAGGUAGACGAGGUUCUAAGGUAGUAUAGAUCAAACCACAUCUAGAGGCUAGAGCCUUUGACUUGUAGAAAGAAAAAGGAACUUACAUAAUUAAAUAUCGCUGAACACAGGGUUAGAGCUAAAUAUUUAUCGAAUUAUGCAAGCAUUCAUUUAUUCAAAAGUAUUUCUUGAGUAUUUACUUGGUGCAAGUAUUGUACUAGGAAUUAGUAGUAUAUUUAUGAGGUACUCAAAGGCCCUAACAUAUAAACGCUGAAAAGUUUAAUCCUCGUUAUAUUGAUUUUUAUCAACCACAAUGUCCACCAAUCUGUGGCAACACAAGGUAUUUUACAGCUGUUAAACAGAACAUGGAUUUUAAUGCUUUUGAGAGAGAGUUGGUAUUUCCAAAUAAUAUUGUUUCUAAAUUUCAACCCAGUUGUUUCUCAUCCCAGUUCUAAUGAAAAGAAAGUGUUAGGUAGGGGAUGGGGAGACUAGCGGCUCCUUUCUGCAAGUUUUGGUUUAUGCCAGAAUUAAUUUUGUUUUAGCAUGCAUUAACUGAAAGACAAAGAAAAACAGCCUGUAAAGAGAGACACCAAUGGUGAUCUUUGGGACAAAAAGAUUUUCCUAACUGAAAAGGAAUCGCUGCAAAUUUCCUUGAACUAGCCAGCUCCCUGUACAAUUAAAAUGAUUCAGAAUGUUUCUAGAACACACUGCACUGAGAUACACCUGUACUCAUACCUUGUCCGUCAAAACAAUCUUUGUUUUCUCUCAAGCUAGGACUUGCAUUAGACACGCCUCGUGCAAUGGUGGCAAUGGGGGGGUGGGAUGGGGGGGUGAAGGUGACGAAGUGGCAGCCUGGAGGGCAUUUUCCCUUUCUCUGUCUCCCCAACCAGAAUUCUGCAGCUUCCCGCUCAGACUCACCUUCCCGCUUCUUAUUUUUCCCGCCUCGACUCUCACUGCACCCCUCUCCCAGCCCCCAUGACGCGUUCACUUUCUUAUCCGUCGGUCUUUUAGCUCUCACCCACCUCCCUCUCCGCCCUCCGCCUCGCCUCGCCCAGCGCGGUGCGCCCACCUGGGGAACUCAGCGCUGCACCAGCAGCCCGCGCGCCCCUUCGCAGCCGGGAGCUGCGGGGCAUGCGCUCUGAGGCGGCGCCGCCCUCCCCCACCCUUGCCGCGGCAGAGUUAUGCCAAGUAUGUGAGGAGCCCGAGAGGGCCAGCGUCGGUCAUGGGGAGCCGCCGCCGCCGCCGCCGCCUCCGCGAGCGCAGCUUUCUCGCGAGCGGGGCUCCGAGUUUUCCCCGCACCGGGGGCGAGCCUGGCUGCUGAGGCGGAGGGGGAUGACGGACCCUCUGAGGAAAACGUUGUCCAGGCUCCGGGGAAGACGGGGUCCCCACGCCACCGGGGGGCUCGGUCUCCGGGCGGCCGCAGCAGCCACCGUGGCGGCCUCUUCGGCUGCCGAGGGAGACGCAGGUAGUGUCCGGGACGCCCCCUCAGGCGAGCGCGCCAGCGGAGCUCGGCCGAACCUGGAGCGGCUCCCGCCGUCGCCUCAGGCGUGGGGUCCUGAGGCGGGGGUCCCGGGAGGGCAGCCGGAGAGGUCGGGGGCGCUCGGGCCUCCGCCGCGCGGCUGGAAGGAGGCCACCCCCCCGGGCCGCGGGCUCAGUCGUGCCUUUCUGUACGCCCCGUCGGGCUCCGAGGGCAGCGGAGAGGACGAGGAGGAAGACGCAGACUACUACGAGAACCUGCCGGAAGACUUCCAGCCUGCGUCCAAGCCUGAGGGGGCGGAGGCGGAGCUGUGGCCCCCGCCUCCCCUAGCCGUGGGCCCCUCCCCGGGGGCGGAGGGCGGCCGCCUGGAGACAGGCAGGCUGCAGACCCAGUUGCGAGAGGCCUAUUAUCUGCUGAUCCAGGCCAUGCACGACCUGCCCCCUGACUCCGGCGCGCGGCGGGGCGACCGGGGCUGGGCAGAUCGCGGUUGCCCUGCGGGAGCCCGGGCUCCGGGCCAGCCGCCUUCCCCCUGCGGCGCGGCGGACCGCCGAGCCUGCCCCCGAGACUGGGAGCGCGGAGGCGGCGGCUGCCCUUGGCAGCAGGUGUCCCCGCCCCGGUCGCCUCCGGGGGAGUCGGGGGGAGGCCGCCCACGGACUCCUCGGAUGCGGCUGUCCUGCAGCAGAAGUCUCGACAGCCUCCAGGUGGGUGCCAAAACGCCUCCCUUCCAGCGGUGGCCGAGCGACAGCUGGAUCUGGUGCGGUACGCGCGGGGAGCCGGACCAGCCGCCGCCACGUGGAGGCGGGAUGCACCGCUGGAGCGGAGGCAGCACCUGGGCCGCAGCGCCCUCGGGCCCCCGGCUUCCCAGAUCCGAGGACCCUGGCCGCUCCAAGGGAAGCCGCGGCAAAGGGGACGGCCAGGAAGGGCUCCCCUUCCUCAGGCCGCCCGCGGUGACAGUCAAGAAGCUGCAGAAGUGGAUGUACAAAGGACGUCUGCUGUCCUUGGGAAUGAAGGGUCGCGCCCGUAGGACACCUCCCGAUAGCACGGGUGCUCAGGCAACCUCUCCAAAUCUGGGCGCAUUGAAAAUGCGGGAAAGCCAGGUCCUGUCGGUGCCUCCAGACCAAAGAAUUACGCUGACAGAUUUAUUUGAAAAUGUCUGUGAGUCUUCGAUGAAGAGAAACGAACUUAAGGAUCUGAAGGAUAAUAUUGGCUUCAGGGGUCAUAAGCCACUUAACAGCAUCACUGUGUCAAAGAAACGCAAUUGGCUAUAUCAAAGUACUCUGAGAUCUUUUAAUUUGGAAGAAGAAAAUAGGAAAUGCAAAGAUAUAAGUCAUUUAUCUGUUUCACCUAUUUCUCUACCUAAACAGCAGCUGUCACAACCUUUUCUCAAAUCAUCUGAAGAAUAUUGUACGUAUAUGGUGUGUAAUGCUACAAAUUCUUCAUUAUCAAGAAACUGUUCAUUAGACUUUAACGAGGAAAAUGAUGCAGAUGAUGAAGGAGAAAUAUGGUACAACCCCAUUCCUGAGGAUGAUGACUUUGGUAUUUCAAAUGCCUUGAGUUUUGGUGAGACAGACUCUACUGUUCUGAAGUUUCCUGAUGUCAGUUUGAGAGUAUUAUCUGGCAGUAACCUAAUGAAAGCAGAGCAGUGCACUGAAGACUUGCUCUGCUCUUCUGAACACACCGGCGAUGUUCAGACCGCACAGUCAAAUGAGAUAAAUCCUGCAGAUUCCAUCUGUCCCACAGAGUUUGUGCAGCAGUACAAGCAAAGGCAUAGAUACAAGAUGCAAGAACGUAUAAUUAUAGAGGACAGUCCCAUGUUGAAAUCUCCUUUUUCAGGUCCUGGGAGUGUAGCUGCUACAAACAAGACUGAUUUGGGAGUUAUGGAACCGUCUUCACCAAGCCCUAGCCCAGUGAAAAAAGGCAGUUCAAUGAAUUGGUCUUUCCCAGAUAAAAUAAAAUCUCCACGAACUGUGAGGAAACUUUCCAUGAAAAUGAAAAAGUUGCCAGAACUUAGCCGAAAACUGAGUGUUAAAGGAACCUUGAAUUAUGCGAACAGUCCAGAUAAUACUCCUUCUUUGUCUAAAUGUAACUGUCAAGAGAUUCAUCAUGCUGUUAUUCUACCUUCUGGGAAUACAACCACAGCUGCUAAGAGGAAUGUGAUAAGUCGGUACCAUCUUGAUACCAGUGUGUCUUCUCAGCCCAGCUAUCAGAAGAAAACCUCCGUGAGUUCUAAGUAUUCCUGCAAAGGUGGUUACCUCAGUGAUGGAGAUUCACCUGAACUGAUAGCCAAAUCUAGCAAAUAUGGAUCUGAAAACAAAUUUGCAAAAGGAAAAGACAUAAUUCCAAAUAGCGGCAGCAAGAAUGAAAUAGACAUUGAUGCUUUUAGACAUUACAGCUUUUCUGAUCAACCUAAGUGUUCACAGUACAUAUCUGGGCUCAUGAGUGUGCACUUCUAUGGUGCUGAGGAUUUAAAACCACCUCGGAUAGACUCAAAAGAUGUCUUUUGUGCAAUUCAGGUAGAUUCAGUGAACAAAGCCAGAACAGCUUUGCUCACAUGUCGAACAACGUUUUUAGACAUGGAUCACACUUUCAACAUAGAAAUUGAAAAUGCACAGCAUUUGAAAUUAGUAGUGUUUAGUUGGGAACCCACUCCAAGGAAAAACCGAGUGUGUUGUCAUGGAACUGUUGUUCUUCCCACUUUAUUCCGAGUGACAAAGACACAUCAACUGGCUGUCAAACUUGAACCUAGAGGACUUAUUUACGUGAAAGUGACUCUUUUGGAACAGUGGGAGAAUUCACUUCAUGGGCUAGAUAUAAAUCGAGAGCCAGUAAUAUUUGGUGUUGAUAUUCGAAAAGUUGUAGAGAAAGAAAAUAUAGGCUUGAUGGUACCACUCCUGAUUCAGAAAUGUAUUAUGGAAAUUGAAAAGAGAGGCUGUCAGGUAGUAGGCCUAUACCGAUUAUGUGGCUCGGCAGCAGUCAAGAAAGAACUUCGAGAGGCUUUUGAGAGGGAUAGCAAAGCUGUUGGUCUGUGUGAAAGCCAAUACCCAGAUAUAAAUGUAAUAACAGGUGUUCUUAAGGAUUAUUUAAGAGAACUUCCUUCUCCUCUGAUAACAAAGCAGCUUUAUGAAGCUGUAUUAGAUGCAAUGGCAAAAAAUCCUUUGAAAAUGUCAUCAAAUGGUUGUGAGAAUGAUCCAGGUGAUUCUCAGUACACUUUUGGCCUUCUGGAUUGUCUGCCUGACGUUGAGAAGGCAACUCUAAUGAUGUUGUUGGAUCAUUUGAAAUUGGUGGCUUCUUAUCAUGAUGUGAAUAAGAUGACCUGCCAAAACUUGGCUGUGUGCUUUGGACCAGUAUUAUUAAGUCAGAGGCAAGAAACUUCCACCCAUAACAACAGAGUCUUUACUGAUUCCAAGGAACUUGCGACUGCUUUGGAUUUUAAAAAACAUAUUGAAGUUCUUCACUACUUACUUCAACUCUGGCCAGUGCAACGUUUAACUAUCAAAGAAUCAGCAGACAAUUUGUUCCCAAAGCAGAAGUCUUCUCUGAAUUAUUUGAGGCGGAAGAAAGAACGACCUUACUUGUUAAAUUUAAGUGGUACUGAAUCAUCAAGAGUACUCAGGCCAAGGCAAACCAGACUAGACAGUCCACUCAGUAAUCGUUACGCAGGAGACUGGAGCAGCUGUGGAGAAAACUACUUUUUAAAUACGAAAGAAAAUUUAAAUACUGUGGAUUAUGAUGAUGUCCCUUCAGAAGACAGAGAAAAUGGAGAAAACUGUAGCAAAAUAUAUGAGCCAGAUAUCAUGACUGAACAGCCAACUCCUCUGUCCAAAGAGUGCACAUUUCAGACGUAUUUGACAGUGCAGUCAAUUGAGUCUAGAGUGGACAGAAAAGUCAAUCUCAAAGAUCUGCAAGAAAGUAUUGAUACUUUGAUUGGAAAUCUAGAGAGUGAACUCAACAAAAACAAGCUUAAUAUGAGUGUUUAAGGUUGAGAGUUUUUGCUUAUUCAUAACGUCUUAUGUUUCACAUCCAUCUUUCUCACUUUCUUGUAUCUCUCACAGUGAUGUUUUAAAUUUUUUACUCUUGAAACCUUCAGUUAUUUUCUAACAAGUUCAUGUAAUUCAAAAAACACCAUCCAUUACCAUAGUUUUUACUUAUUUCAUUAGGAAGUUUUUCUUGAGGUAAAGAUAACCUGGACUUCUUGUGGGUAUUUCUUGCCAAUGCUAUGGGUAUAAGUUUAAAAUGCACUUCUAAGGUUCAUAUAAGUUAUUAGCCCCUCAAGACUUUUGUACUUUAUAGAAACUGCUUUUCUGAAACAGACAUUCCUUCCACUGGAAGGAAUGCAGCUGCUCCGUCUGAUUUGCAGUAUGAAUCCACGCACACUGCAACAUCGUUCCAUCACAUUUCGUUCACAAUGCAAAUGCUGCUGUAAGAAAACCUUUUUAUAAAUUUUUACUUUUUAUAAAGUAAAAUUAUACAAAUAUUAAUGUAUUCUGUGUUAACAUUCAGUAAUUAUUUAAACUUAAAAAAUAAGUAUUUUUGUAAGCCCCAAUAUAUGUAUAUAUUUAUCAGCGCAUAUAUGUACAGAUAUUAGAAUAGGGGGAAGGAUUGGCUGCAAAAUCACGUGUAUCUUUAAAGUAUAUGUCAUAAGGCCAAAAUCAUUAGCUUAAAAAUGUCUUUUUCAGGGAAAGAACAUUUAAGUUAAAGGAGGAGUUGCAUAGAAACACUUGAACCAAAACACUAGGAACAUCUAAAUAGAAAAAAUAAGACUUUCAUUUUUGACUUACAGAAAGUCACAGUAUCCCCAGUGAGAGGUCAUCCUUUAAAUUGAAAUCUUCUAACAUUUUAAAGGAUUAAGUGCCAAGAUUUCUGCACUGGUGACUUAAAUUUAAAAAUCUUUACCUAUUUAUGCAUUUUUAUCUUCUGCUUUUUAAAUCAAAGUAAUUAUACUUAGAACAUAUUUAUUUGUAAUAGUACAUAUAUAACUUUGACUUUAUAAUUACCUUCAUUUAUUUCUAAAGAAAUCUUGCCAGGAUACUAUGUUAUUGAUUUUUAAAAAUUAACUUAUUUUGACUAAUUUUAUCUACAAGACAGUCAUUAUAGCAAUCACAACAGUGUUUGAAAAUGUAAAUUUAGAAGUCUUUUUUAUUAAAUUGGAAUGUAUUUUUUGUAAACUUUUAUACCUACAGAAUGUAUAAUUUAAAAUUAUUAACAAAAUUUGAACUACCAACUUAAAGAUGUAGCAACCAUUACAAAAACUGACUUCUUGAUGUUUUUUAAAAUAUUAAAGUAUUUAACUUUCUAUGCAAUAUACAUUGGUAAAUGGAAUACCAAGUAAUUUAAUUUGGAAAUUUACUUGGUAAAAGUCAGAUAAAUAACUAUUUUUAUAUGAAACUUUCAUUUUUAAAGCUUUAUAUAAUAAUUCAGAAAAAUGCCAAAAGAAUAUGUGACAGAUAUAUAUUAUUGAGUAAAUGGUCAAAAGAAAUGUACCCUAAAUAUUUUGUAAGAAGACUGUCUCAGUCUUUCUUUUGAGUGCUAUAUCACAUACCUUAUAUAAAUUAGUGCCAGAAAUGUAAAAGCUUUAUUAAAACAUUAUAACCUCGGUA
Molecule: messenger RNA, 8316 nt
Organism: Capra hircus (goat)
Lineage: Eukaryota; Metazoa; Chordata; Mammalia; Artiodactyla; Bovidae
Gene: SYDE2
Product: synapse defective Rho GTPase homolog 2
Exons: 7
Coding region: 2374-6696 (1440 amino acids)
Biological process (GO): signal transduction
Source: RefSeq, a predicted model, not a curated record